Molecule: messenger RNA, 459 nt
Organism: Prorocentrum cordatum
Lineage: Eukaryota; Dinophyceae; Prorocentrales; Prorocentraceae
Source: the annotation of a GenBank genome assembly
AUGCCCCCCCCGCCGCCCGCGCAGCCCAGCACCGAACAGACGGCCAGGUGCACAAGCGCGGCGCGCUCCUUAGGCGCGCCAGGGAAGGGAUACCCCCGGAGGCUCUUGCACGCUCUCGCCCGCGCAGCCCCGCGCCGAGGAGACAGCUGGACGCAAAAACGUGGCGCGGCCAUUUGGACACGCCACGGCCGAAUUCCCAGCACAGUGCGAGCCACAGUACCACCUACGCCCGACCUGAACCUGCGCGCCUUCAGCAUCCCCCCCAAAGGACUGUCAGGGUCUGCUCGUUCGCCUCGCCGGGCCCGCCUGAGGGCACGGCGGGCUCCAACGCCUCACACCAGAGGCAAGCAGGCGCUCUCCUCCUCCCCGGGUAGCUCCCUCGGCUGCUGCUCGCAGAGCCUGUCGGUCCUCUUCGCAGCGCCGGGGUCCUUCCUGGCUUCGCCGCCGACGUCGAUGUAG